Aaosphaeria arxii CBS 175.79 is the source of this 4220-nucleotide messenger RNA. RefSeq lists its product as uncharacterized. The transcript has a single exon. Gene Ontology annotation, molecular function: DNA binding; ATP binding; ATP-dependent chromatin remodeler activity. The record is from RefSeq and is a predicted model, not a curated record. NCBI's taxonomy places the organism in Eukaryota, Fungi, Ascomycota, Dothideomycetes, Pleosporales. Gene Ontology annotation, cellular component: nucleus. The coding region runs from base 410 to 4000 and encodes 1196 amino acids.
CAUCCCCGCAACUUUUCUUGUCACUACUCACUCUACCUCUGUACUACUUGUAGUUAUUGCUCCAUUACUUCUCACUACCGGUACUAAACUACUCCCUCUUCUACCUACUAAAAAGGUCGACUUCUUAUUACCCGCGCCGACGUCAGAUCUGCUUUUCCCUUUCCCUUUCCCUACUCUCUUCACUUCAUUCGCUUUCGAAUUGCCUUCAUCUCAAAAUACCAAACACCUGCACGAAGCAAUGCCCAACCUUAUUGUUGCUUGAUCACACCUUACCCUUUGUUCUCCAUUGUUCGUUGGCGACUUUCUGUUUCUUUUGUCUGAUUAUAGUCCUUGACCCAACAUCUCAAGCCAAAUCGAUCCGCCAUCCAACAUCACGUUCAAACCCUCAACCACUCGCCCUCUAUCCACAAUGUACAGACCAGAUCCGAUCCUGUCAUCUUCCCCUCUUCGACCCUCUUCUCGACCUUCACCCACAGAUGCCAGCGAGGACGAGCUUGCCGUAGAUUAUGUGACACAACCUACUCAACCCUUGAGUUCGGUCAAGGUUGACGGCACACGCUCGCAACACUUUGCACCGGGGGCCACUCGACACAUGACGCAGCAGACGAUUCCCUACAGUAUGGCAGGUCGCGCUGCAAUACCCGGAGGUUCUUAUAUCACGCAACCGACGCAACCUCUCGAUCCGCAAACCCUCAACCGCAACUCUCCGCCGCAAGUGCACCGAGCAUCUUCACCGCAACGAAAGCUUCCAUCGGGUACGCAGCCCACCCAGAUACUGAGCACACCUCCGCGGCCGCAGACACACACCCACGUCCAAGUAGUUCGGAGUUCCCCUUCAAAUGAUCGCCACUCGUCCCCAUUGUCGCAAACACAACGUGCCUUUCCAUCAAGCAUGGCCCCUCCUGGUACAAUCUUCGUAAACCCUCCGCGCGUAGCACGACCCGCUCCGAUUGACCUCACAGCAUACUCCGAUCCACCAGUCGAGAGUGAUCCGGAUGAGGAGGACGAUUUUCGCUCGAACAUAAAGCCGUCAGACAUCGAGACCUGGUCUACCAAUGCUCGCAUUCAGGAAACACCCCCGCAACGAGUUCCGAACUUCUCACAGUACGCCUACAAUGGCACUUCGCAAGCCAAGCGUUCCGCGGAUUCCUCUUUCGCCAGCAACUCGCCUCAGAAAAGAAUGCGUCCUAUGCAGCGCCAAUCAGGCCCCUCUCGUGCUAUGCCUGUGGGUGACGUCUAUAUGCGCAUAACAGACAUCAAGGAUGACGCACUCCGCAUAAAAGUGCAACGGCUUAAAUCCAUUUAUGCGACCAAGACUUUAAAGGAGUUAAUGGACAAGCUAGACGAACACGGGGGAGAAUAUGAGGCAACAAGACGUGCCCUUAGCCAGCCAUCACCAUCUAACGAUAAAUUUUACAUGCCUAAAUUUCUCCGGGAUGGCUCCUCGGACGUCGAAAUCAUUCCUGCUCCACAGCCCAAGAAGACCGCACAACGAUUCCUGAAUGCGCCCAUCAAGAGUAUCAGGGAACGUUACAGGCAGGCUACGCCAGAUCGCGAAAGUAGCCCUCAAUUGAUAACAUCUAGCCCCGCCGCCGCACCGCCCAAGAAAAAGGGGAGACUACAAAGAGGACGGAAGAAUCGUACUCCCGAACCCGCGUCAAGUCCUCAGCGUCAGCCCACUCCUAUCGCUUUGGAAUCGGACUCAGACGAAGCCAUUGGGACGGAUGAGGAAGAUGAAGCAAGCGAUGACGUGGCUGACAGUCCAAGUUUGCUCGAAUUUUUCAACACUUGCUCCGUUGAAGCGAUGGUGGAUCUUUCAAAUGAAAAGGUCGAGGACGUGCGCGCGUUGCUUGAGCACCGCCCAUUCAGAUCCAUGGCACAGAUCGAAAAGAUAAACCUCGAGCCGGACAAUGGAAAGAAGAAAGCCAGGAGGCCAAAGGUUGCAUUUGGUGCAAAAUUGAUGGCUAAAGCUACCGAGAUGUGGGAUGGGUUCAUGGCAGUUGACGACCUUGUGAGAGAAUGUGAGAAUGCAGGAAAGCCUAUUGCAAAUGCCAUGGCCCAAUGGGGAGUAGACGUCUUUGGAAGCUCUACUGAUGGUGAAGUCGCCAUCACAAAUCUCGAGGACAAGAGUGAUGCGACACACGAUUCCGGCAUAGGCACGCCCCGGAGUAGUCAUGGAAGCGAUACGGAAGUAGAUCCCCGGCGUAGGAGGAGCAACUUCGUCAAGAAGCCUUCCAACAUGAACGCAGAGAUCGAACUCAAAGAUUAUCAGCUUGUUGGGCUGAAUUGGCUGGCUUUGCUCUACCAGAAUGGCGUCUCUGGGAUCCUUGCGGACGAUAUGGGACUUGGGAAAACUUGCCAGGUCAUUGCGUUCCUCUCCCAUCUGAAAGAGCAACAAAUGCCAGGCCCGCACCUUGUUAUUGUUCCCGGUUCUACUCUUGAGAAUUGGCUCCGCGAGUUCAAGCGCUUUUCUAAGAAAAUGAGGGUUGAGGUGUAUUACGGUUCGCAGCCGGCACGAGCUGAACAGCAGCAAGUCAUUUUAGACGCCAUUGACGAAGGCCGCGUCGAUGUCAUCAUCACCACGUACGAUCUUGCGCACAAGAAGGAUGAUAACUCCUUCUUGCGUAAAUGCCGACCAAAGGCAUGUGUCUACGAUGAAGGACAUUACCUUCGUAAUUCGGCAACACAACGAUACAAGAUGCUUAUGCGCAUCAAGGCCGAAUUCCGAUUGUUGUUGACUGGCACGCCUCUCCAGAACAGCCUUCGUGAGCUUGUCUCGAUUCUUGCAUUCAUCAUGCCCGACAUCUUCGAGAACGUCUCGGAUAACCUAGAGGCUGUGUUCAAAUCGAAGGCUAAGGUCAAUGAUUCGGAUACACACGGUGCACUUUUGUCUACCCAGCGAAUCCAGCGAGCUCGCUCGAUGAUGACGCCUUUUGUUCUCCGACGCAAGAAAGCACAAGUCCUCAAGCAUCUGCCACAAAAGACUUGCCGAGUGGAAUACUGUGAUCUGCUGGAGUCGCAAGCGAAGCUCUAUGCUACCCAGUUGGAACGUCAAAAGAGGGUCCUACUCGAUCGCGCCAACGGCAUCAUACCUAAAGAUCACGCCAACAUCAUGAUGAAGCUUCGCCAGGCCGCUAUCCAUCCUCUGCUGUUCCGCGACCGCUAUAAUGACAAGGUCAUCCGCAAGAUGGCAAAGGCGUGUCUGAAAGAGCCCAUCUUUGCAGACAGCCAGGAGGAGUACAUUUACGAGGACCUCACUGUGUAUACAGAUUUUCAAUGCAAUGAGCUGUCAAGGAAAUACCCCAAGACCUUGGGCAAAUUCGCUCUCAAGAACGAGGAAUGGAUGGAUUCGGGGAAAGUGCAGAAACUCGCGGAACUGCUCAAAAAGUAUAAGGAGAAUGGCGAUCGUGCACUGGUUUUCUCGCAGUUCACUUCCGUUAUGGAUAUCCUGCAGCUUGUGUUCGAGACGCUUGACAUUGCAUACUCACGUAUUGACGGUUCGACACCGAUUGGAGAACGCCAGCCAUUGAUUGAUCAAUAUUACGAAGAUGAUUCGAUCACUGUCUUCAUGCUCAGUACCAAGUCGGGAGGAGCAGGCAUCAAUCUGGCCUGCGCGAACAAGGUCAUCAUCUUCGAUUCGUCGUUCAACCCCCAGGAUGACAUCCAGGCCGAGAACCGCGCGCAUCGUGUUGGACAGACCCGAGACGUCGAGGUCGUCCGAUUCGUGACCAAGGGCACCGUCGAAGAACAGAUUCAUGCUCUUGGGGUUUCCAAACUCGAGCUGGACAAGAUGGUGGCAGGCGAGGAAGGCGAAAGUGCUGGCAACGGCAAGAAAGGUGCCAAGGCAGACGCUGGCGCUAUUAGUGCAGCGGAAGAGCAAGGCAUUGACGCGGUUGAGCGGAUGAUGCUAGAGCAGUUGCAGAAGCAAGAUGAAGGCAAAGAUGUCAAAGAGAAGUUCUUGGAUGGAAUGAAAGCAGCAGGCAUCCCAAUGGCGGAGUAAGGGUUUUCGAGAGAGAAGGGUCGUGUUAGGCACCAUACAUGUCUCUAGUUGUUCAAGGAGCGAACAUCGAGACAUACGAGGCGUUGUUGCAUCUUUUUGUGUUUUGUUGAAUAGCAUAGAUACCUGAGGCGACUCUUCUAAUGGAUAUUUGAUGUUAUAUACCAACUUCGAAGAGCAUGUCCUUGUAGUGGUAGCAAGUAGGCAUCCUUCUUUAAUUAAA